UCCACCAUGACCAGAACAUAAAUGGGUCUGAAGCGCGACUUGUCACGGUUCUGGUUCCGGAGGUGCUCCCUUCCAAAAAUGACUUUACUGCUCGCACUCAUAUAUGUUGUUUAUUCAUGUUUUGGGUGUAAAGUGGACUUUGGUCUGCUGAGCCGGACUGGAGCAAAAGUGCGGGUGAGUGUUUUGCCAAAUGAGGACGUGUCGGUUCCGACCCGCCCCAACGUGGUGUACAUCACUCUGAAAUCCAACCGCCUCAAACCGGCCAACAUUCGCGGCACAAUCCGACCCAAACUGAGGAGCAAAGCGAGAAGAAUCACACGCGAACAUCAAGAGUCCAUAAAGGGCAAACGGACUUACACGCCGGAUUGGAGAGCAGAAGGAGCGGAACCUCCUGGGAGUCCGAUCCGGAUUUAUAGCAAGAGCGCGCCGCCGUGGCUCAGUGCGCGCGACGUGGCCACCAUGCGCGCUCUCGCCAGUGCCAGAGUCGUGCGCGUCCACGCCCGAGGACCGCUGCUGAUCUUGGAGGAGGAGCCGCAGAGCAGCACUCACCUGUGCGGAGGACCGUGCGGGCAGAACAGCACCCACCUGUGCGGAGGACCGUGCGGGCAGAACAGCACUCACCUGUGCGGAGGACCGUGCGGGCUCGUCCACGACCCGGCUGACUCGGUGGAGGUGUUCGCCUUCCAUUUGGACCGAGUGCUCGGACUUAACAGGACUUUGCCGGCCGUGAGCAGGAAGGUGGCCUUCUUACACGAUGGCCAGCCCAGUCCUGUGGUGGCAUGGAAACCCUCGCUCUACCCAGAUGACGCUGUGAGGUUAACUUGGGGCGAGUACCAGCGAUCACUAAAACAGAGGUGCUGGCUGAAGAAUAUCACUCGGAAGCCAGCCUCCAGCUGCUCUACCAUCCAUCACUUUGAGUGGAGCAAAAUGGCACUCUUUGAUUUCCUCCUGCAGAUUCACAACCGUCUGGAUCCGAGCUGCUGUGGCUUCAGUCCCCGGCAGCAGGACGCUUGCUACGAAGCCGGCCGCCAUCUUGAAUGCGCAGACCAGGACCGGAUCAAACUGGCAAACAUCGUGCACAGGGGCCAGGACCCCCGGCAUCUGGUCCUCACUGCCAACAAGGGCUACUUUGACCGCAGCGAGGACAACCUAGACUUCAGGCUGCUGGAAGGAAUCAAAGAGCUUCCUGAGCGGUCCGUGUCGGUGCUGAGGAGCGGGCGGCUGAGGGAGAAGCUCCUGCAGUCGCUCUUCCUGGACCAGACCUACUGGGAGAGCCGGGGCGGCCGAACGGGCAUCGACAAGCUCAUUGACGUCAUCGAGAGACGGGCCCAGGUCCUCCUUACGUACGCCAACGCGCACGGCAUUGCGGCGGUGGCCAUGAGCGAGUGAUGGGACGGUAACUAGGACUGAAAGAACCUUGUUGGCGUUCACUUUGUCUACUUUUCUGUCCCGUUGUGAACCCAAAUACGGCCAUCUUUAACUUCAUGCUAAUUAUCACCUUCAGCCCUUAUUUUUGCCUUAUCUCCAUUAUUUUCUCUCUGGAAUGAAUGUGCUGAUAAAAGGUUACAGUCACACGGCGUGCCAUCUGG
Entelurus aequoreus (snake pipefish) is the source of this 1589-nucleotide messenger RNA. Its product is annotated as Golgi-associated kinase 1B-like. The transcript is spliced from 4 exons. The record is from RefSeq and is a predicted model, not a curated record. Gene Ontology annotation, cellular component: Golgi apparatus. NCBI's taxonomy places the organism in Eukaryota, Metazoa, Chordata, Actinopteri, Syngnathiformes, Syngnathidae. Bases 22 to 1389 code for a protein of 455 amino acids.